UCUAUCGUCUAUAAUAGAAUAGCCGACAUAUUUCAUACUUCCACGUUACUCGUUUCAUAGUGCAUACUAAAUCACUAACGAUUGGAUGUUACCGGCAUGCUGUAAAAGUAGUUAUUAAUUGAGAUCACAUUUUGUUGUAGACUUGUCUGUUAAACGUUAAAAUUCUGUUUAUAAAGUUAUUGUAUUGUAACUAUUAAUUAUUUGUCUAAUCAUUUCUCGCUUAUAUUUAUUUAUAAAUCUACUUGUUCGUCAGUGAAGUGAUUGGUUUUGUCAUCAUCAUUUUCGAUCUUCAAACUAGCCAAGAAGUAAAAUUAAAAAACAACUAGUAAUUCAUAUCCAUGGAACUCAAAUCGGAUAUCAAUCAACAAAACAUUAUUGAAGAAGUCAAUACAUUUUUAUUUGAUAUGCCUUUAGAGUAUUCUCUAGGACAUUGCGUAGCUAAAGAUAUGCGCAUGAGUGCUGGUAUCGCUGUAUAUUUCAAGAGAAUGUUUGGACGAGUUGGCGAAUUGAUGGACCAAAGACCAAAUGUUGGGUCGGUGGCGUAUUUGCAACAUAAUAGUAGAUUUAUUUACUAUUUAAUUACAAAAGAGUAUAGUAAUAGCAAACCAACAUACAGUACUAUAACUGCGGCAAUUAAAAAAUUUCGUGAUUUUGUUGUGAAACACGGUGUUAAACUAUUAGCUAUCCCACGUAUUGGUUGUGGUCUAGAUAAAUUAGACUGGUCAAUAGUAAGAGGCAUUAUUGUAAAUGAAUUUCAAAAUGCAGGAUGUACAAUCAAAGUUUGUCAUUUUACACAUAAUUUUUCAAAAGAGUCAGAAUUAAUUCGAAUUGAACAUCCAAGUACUAUAAAAGUUCAUAAAAAUAUCAAAGAUAUAGAAAAGCGAGAAUUUGAGAAACUGAACAUUAUAUUAUAUUCUCGGAGUACUUCUUUACCAUUGUAUUGGGAUCAACAUUUUCAAUCAGUCGAUGAAAAAUACAGCUUUAAGUCACAAUACUAUGAAGAUUAUAAGGUAGAUCUUAAAGUUGGUCAGUGUUUACAUUAUAGMAGAGUAGAAGCCAACAUAUUUGUCAUCAUCACAAACACAACUACCACAGAUCAUUUUUCUUACCAAAACUUGGAAAAAGGACUUUUAAUAAUAAAAAUGUUGAUUGAAAAGGAUCAGCAGUGUCAUCCAACAUUUAUAAUACACACAAUUGAUAAUCAUACAUUUGAAAAUCUUCUAAAUAAAAAAAUUGUAUCCCUAAUGUGUUCUGCGUUUUUAGAUUUGACUCCGUGUGUGAUUCUUCAAAUAGAAAGUAGUAAAUCACAAACAAAUUAAAGUUAACAAAAUAUACU
Diuraphis noxia (Russian wheat aphid) is the source of this 1336-nucleotide messenger RNA. RefSeq lists its product as uncharacterized. Gene Ontology annotation, biological process: peptidyl-glutamate ADP-deribosylation. Lineage: Eukaryota; Metazoa; Arthropoda; Insecta; Hemiptera; Aphididae. The record is from RefSeq and is a predicted model, not a curated record.